This is a messenger RNA of Aspergillus uvarum CBS 121591, 729 nucleotides long. RefSeq lists its product as uncharacterized. The record is from RefSeq and is a predicted model, not a curated record. Bases 1 to 729 code for a protein of 242 amino acids. Lineage: Eukaryota; Fungi; Ascomycota; Eurotiomycetes; Eurotiales; Aspergillaceae. The transcript is spliced from 4 exons.
AUGUCGCUUACUGUGGCCGAGGCAAAACGCCGCUGGCAGAACGCAGAAAAAGAGAUCCAUCGGGCAUUCGACGCAGAAGAUACAGAUGAGUACGAUCGACAAGAGACUGCGGUACUGCUAGAAUUGGUACGGCCCCUGGAGCCGGUGAACGCCCAUGUCGUGACGACCCAGCAGGAAGAUUGGCAAGACUACGUGGCGGACGACUACAACCGAUGCUUUGCGGACGCUUCCAUAUUGUAUCGCCGAGGCGUGGAAGUUGAACCUUGCGCUCAAUGCUCGGUCUCAGCCACAUUUCGCCGCUACGGCAUAGGCGAACAUUGCUGUCACUACAAGGCGUUCAAAGCUCAAAAUGGCAUAGAGUGGGGCGCACCUGUCUCCGAGGAAGUUCGGGGGUUUGGCGGCCUGCGUGAAGCAAUCCAAGCUACGGGAUACGACGGUCUUUGGUUUGCUCACGGAGAUGCCGGGGCAACAAACCUUCCACUAGCUGAUCCAUCUCUGCAAUGCGGCCAGGAUCGUGUCGUGCCGGACGAAGCGCAGAGUACCAUGGCUCCCGUGUCCUCGAAUGGCCAAUUUGCAUUAUGGGCUGUUCCUAGCGAGCAAUGGAAUGAUCUAUCUGCGCUAAAGAAGACCCGCACUGACUUAAAGCAACAUGUUCGGGCCGUCAAGGAUCGGAUUCGACAACUCAGAUCCCUCCGAGCAUCGAAACGCACAGACGUUCCGAACCACUAA